UUUUUCCCUCCUUUCAAAUUUCUUUGUUCUCCCAACGUCUAAAAAAUUUUCCUUCUUUCUCUCUCUUCAUCUCUCUCUCUCUCUCUCUCUCUCUCAAAGUCUCAGACAAUGAUCUUCAUAGAACCCUAGCUUUUUUGCCGUCCGUACACGUCUACGUUUUACACUGCCACUGAGUGAGCCACAAGCAAGCGACCAAAACCUCCUGUCCCUCACUCCGAUGCAAGACAUCUUCGGAUCGGUCCGGCGGUCCUUAGUGUUCCGAACUCAAGGUGUGGAUGAUAAUGGCGGAUUCGGUGGUCUGGUCGAGAAAAUCGGCACCAGCAUUCGCAAAUCGCGAAUCGGAUUGUUCUCCAAACAGUCUCUUCGGGCUCUCCCUCCGGCUCCGAAGAAGGACGAUACGCCGCCGAUCCGGUGGCGGAAGGGCGAGUUGAUUGGUUCCGGUGCGUUUGGUAGGGUUUACAUGGGGAUGAACCUGGACUCCGGUGAGCUUCUUGCUAUCAAACAGGUUCUGAUCGCGGCAAAUAGUGCUUCCAAGGAGAAAACACAGGCUCAGAUUUGGGAGUUGGAGGAAGAAGUAAAGCUUCUGAAGAAUCUUUCACAUCCAAAUAUAGUUAGGUACUUGGGAACUGCUAGAGAGGAUGAGUCGUUGAACAUUCUGUUGGAAUUUGUUCCGGGUGGAUCGAUAUCAUCUCUACUGGGGAAAUUUGGAUCCUUUCCUGAGUCUGUCAUAAGAAUGUACACGAAACAGCUAUUAUUGGGUCUUGAGUACCUUCACAAGAAUGGAAUUAUGCAUAGGGACAUCAAGGGUGCAAACAUCCUUGUUGAUAAUAAGGGAUGCAUUAAACUUGCAGACUUUGGUGCCUCAAAGAAAGUUGUUGAGCUGGCUACUAUAAAUGGUGCCAAGUCAAUGAAGGGUACUCCAUAUUGGAUGUCUCCUGAAGUUAUUCUUCAAACUGGGCAUAGCUUCUCUGCUGAUAUAUGGAGUGUUGGAUGUACUGUGAUCGAGAUGGCUACUGGAAAGCCCCCAUGGAGCCAGCAGUAUCAGGAGGUUGCAGCUAUCUUCCAUAUUGGAACAACAAAAUCUCAUCCACCAAUCCCUGAGCAUCUUUCUGCUGAGGCUAAAGAUUUUCUGUUGAAAUGCUUACAAGAGGAACCAAACUUAAGGCCCUCUGCAUCAGACUUGUUGCAGCAUCCAUUUGUAACUUUGGAGUAUCAGGAACCUCAUAGAGUAUUCCGCACUUCAUUUAUGGAAUCUGGAAACCAGAUGGCAACACCUGGGGGAAAUCUUAGGAACUCCAGCUUCAACCCUGCAAUUAGAAGGUCAACCUGCGCAGGCUUGAAAGAUAUUUUUGAUAUGGGUAGUGUGAGGUGCUCAACUGUAUAUCCUGAGAAUUUGUCAGAAGUGAGCUCUCACUGGGGACCAAUGAAUUGUGACGAUGAGAUGUGUCAGAUUGAUGAUCAAGAUGAUCUUAUGGUUAGUUCAUUAGUCAAGUUCAAAUCUGCCUCAGUCUCUAAUGAUUUAACAAAGAGUUUUAAUCCUAUGUCUGAACCAACUGAUGAUUGGCCAUGUAAGUUUGACGAGAGUCUAGAGUUGGCUAGAAGUGGAACAGACUUAUCUCCUGGUCACACAAUUCAAAAGGCUGCCGGCAGUCCUGGGGCAUCUGAUAAGGAGGAGACUGGUUUUGAAUUUGCCCACGGGCCAUUGGCUGCUGAGGAUGACGAUGAAGUUACAGAGUCAAAAAUUAGAGCUUUUCUUGAUGAAAAGGCAUUAGAUCUGAAGAAGCUGCAAACCCCUCUAUAUGAGGAGUUCUAUAACACAUUGAAUGCAACUGAUCCUCAAAGAGUGAAUGGAAUUAUGAAUGCUGUAAAUGCUUCAAAUAAUUGGAAUUUGCCUCCCAAGAGCAGGUCUCCCAAUCAGGCACCUCGUAGAAGACUGUCUGCAAUGGUUGAUGCUGCAAAAACUGCAAGCCAUGGGACUGUGAGCCAUUCCAAAAUUGUAUCAAAUGCUAGCAUUGUGCAUAGUCGAGCUUUACAGGAAAUCCAGCCCCCUCAAGCUAGUGAAUGGAAAGGGCUUCCUCUUGAUGCUCAGGAAGGAUCAUUUAGUCCAAGUGCAAGCUUCUCUGAGAGGCAAAGGAGGUGGAAAGAAGAACUUGUUCAAGAGCUUGAAAGGAAGCGAGAGAUGAUGCGACAUGCAGGAGGAAAGACAUCAUCCCCAAAGGAUCCGGUUCUAAUUCGACAGAGAGAGCGGCUACGAGUUGCAUUCCCUGGAAAAUGAGUUAGUUUGUUUGUCCUUAUUUUUGUAUCUACAUUGUCAUACAGAAAUAAAUUAUGCUUUCCAUUCCUGGGAAGUGAUAGUGUAUGUAUAUGAACUGUUAUUGGUGAGGAUAGUCAGUCAGUGACCCAUUUAGAAGGGUCACCUUGCUAUGUCUGCGUGAGUAGCAUGCUGUGCAACCUCCUAUUCCCACUGUAUUAAGUUUUUGGCAGAAAAAUUGUCACUUGUAAGAAACCUAAUAUUUUUGUAUUCUUUUAUAAAUCACUCUUCUUCUGUUUUUUA
Molecule: messenger RNA, 2554 nt
Organism: Ziziphus jujuba (common jujube)
Lineage: Eukaryota; Viridiplantae; Streptophyta; Magnoliopsida; Rosales; Rhamnaceae
Product: mitogen-activated protein kinase kinase kinase NPK1
Exons: 17
Coding region: 218-2275 (685 amino acids)
Biological process (GO): protein phosphorylation
Molecular function (GO): protein kinase activity; ATP binding
Source: RefSeq, a predicted model, not a curated record